Microtus oregoni (creeping vole) is the source of this 1829-nucleotide messenger RNA. Its product is annotated as ran GTPase-activating protein 1-like. The record is from RefSeq and is a predicted model, not a curated record. Lineage: Eukaryota; Metazoa; Chordata; Mammalia; Rodentia; Cricetidae. Gene Ontology annotation, cellular component: nucleus; cytosol; perinuclear region of cytoplasm. Gene Ontology annotation, molecular function: small GTPase binding; GTPase activator activity. Gene Ontology annotation, biological process: activation of GTPase activity; signal transduction; nucleocytoplasmic transport. The transcript has a single exon. The coding region runs from base 43 to 1695 and encodes 550 amino acids.
UGCGUUUGCUGAUCUCUAGGGCAGCCCACCUUUGUCGCCAGCAUGGCCUCUGAAGAUAUUGCCAAACUGGCAGAGACCCUGGCUAAAACCCAGGUGGCCGGGGGACAGCUGAGUUUCAAGGGCAAGAGUCUCAAACUGAAUACUGCUGAAGAUGCUAAAGAUGUGAUUAAGGAGAUUGAAGACUUCGACGGCCUGGAGGCUCUACGACUGGAAGGUAACACAGUGGGUGUGGAAGCGGCCAAAGUCAUUGCCAAGGCCUUAGAGAAGAAGUCGGAGCUGAAGCGCUGCCACUGGAAUGACAUGUUCACCGGAAAGCUUCGGUCCGAGAUCCCACCAGCUCUGAUCUCACUAGGGGAGGGGCUCAUCACUGCAGGAGAGCAGCUGGUGGAACUCGACCUCAGUGACAACGCAUUUGGGCCUGAUGGAGUGCGAGGCUUCGAGGCCCUCCUCAAGAGCCCAGCCUGCUUCACCCUGCACGAACUCAAGCUUAACAACUGUGGCAUGGGCAUUGGAGGUGGCUGGCAGAAACCGCCUGGGGAGAACGAUGGAGCCACUGCUUUGGCAGAAGCUUUUGGGAUCAUCGGGACUCUGGAAGAAGUUCACAUGCCACAGAAUGGAAUUAACCACCCUGGGGUCACAGCCCUGGCCCAGGCCUUCUCCAUCAACCCCCUGCUGCGAGUCAUCAACCUGAAUGACAACACCUUCACUGAAAAGGGUGCAGUGGCCAUGGCUGAGACCCUGAAGACCUUGCGGCAAGUGGAGGUGAUCAAUUUCGGGGACUGUCUCGUGCGCUCGAAGGGGGCCGUUGCCAUUGCAGAUGCUGUCCGUGGGGGCCUGCCCAAGCUGAAGGAACUGAACCUGUCGUUUUGUGAAAUCAAGAGAGAUGCUGCCCUGGUUGUUGCUGAGGCUGUGGCUGAUAAGGCUGAGCUAGAAAAUCUGGACCUCAAUGGCAAUGCGCUGGGAGAGGAGGGCUGUGAGCAACUUCAGGAAGUGCUGGACAGCUUCAAUAUGGCCAAGGUGCUGGCAUCCCUCAGUGAUGAUGAGGGAGAGGAUGAGGAGGAGGAAGAUGAGGAGGGAGAAGAGGAUGAUGAUGAGGAGGAGGAGGAGGAUGAAGACGAAGAGCCGCAGCAGCGAGGGCAAGGAGAGGAGUCAGCUACACCCUCACGGAAGAUUACGGACCCUAACAGUGAAGAGCCAGCUGCCGUGCUGUCCUCCCCGCCUCCCACAGACCUCUCCACCUUCCUGUCAUUCCCCUCCCCAGAGAAGCUCCUGCGCCUUGGUCCCAAGGUCUCUGUGCUGAUAGUCCAGCAGACUGAUACCUCCGACCCUGAGAAGGUUGUCUCAGCCUUCUUGAAGGUAGCAUCUGUGUACAGGGAAGAAGCCUCAGUGAAGACAGCAGUGCUGGAUGCCGUCGAUGCCCUCAUGAAGAAGGCCUUCAGCUCCUCAUCUUUCAAUUCCAACACCUUCCUCACCAGACUACUCAUCCACAUGGGUCUGCUCAAGAGUGAAGACAAGAUCAAGGCCAUCCCGAGUCUGCAUGGCCCCCUGAUGGUGCUGAACCACAUGGUGCAGCAGGAUUACUUCCCCCAAACCCUUGUACCGCUGCUGUUGGCAUUUGUGACAAAGCCCAAUGGCGCACUGGAAAUCUGCUCUUUUGCUCGCCACAAUCUGCUGCAGACACUGUACAAGAUCUAAGCUUAAAACCAGCUUCUUCUCGGCCCUUACCCUGAACCAGUGAAUAAGGGGACUUGGAUGGAUUGAGCUCAGCCAACGUCUCCAUUGGAUAGGACUUUGACCAGAGGCAGGGGAGGGUCUUUAUCUCCUGUGUC